AUGGACCCUCUUCGAUCAGCCCAUACCCCUCAGGCCCCCGCUCAGCCUGCGACUUUCAUCUCUCCAACCUCAACUCUCGCUCCUUCUUCCACUCUCAACUCUACCAUCUCACACCCUGCGAACCCAUUCAAUCCUCAUCCCUCUAAUUCGACUACCCAGCCCUUCGCAGCAGCCUCCCACCCCAUCUCCGCCUGCGCUGCCGAGUCCACCAUGUCUCAGACACAACCCUUCGCCCAGGCCCUCGGCAACACCUCGCACCCGGCUGGGAUACCACUCGCGCCUCAGGGACAUAAUUCCGAAUCACAGCCACGAUCGGACGUGCCACCCGCCACUCAACCCGCGGAUGUCCUUCCGCAGGCAGGAGGCAACGGGCUAGGAGGUCCGACGGCGACAGCACCAUUCCUGCAGGACUUCAGUCUCGUUGCGGAGGCGGCGAAGCGCGCGCAGAUGUCCAUCGUCAUGCGAGAUCUCGAGAGUGUAACCCUAUGA
Penicillium manginii is the source of this 489-nucleotide messenger RNA. RefSeq lists its product as uncharacterized. The transcript has a single exon. The record is from RefSeq and is a predicted model, not a curated record. The coding region runs from base 1 to 489 and encodes 162 amino acids. NCBI's taxonomy places the organism in Eukaryota, Fungi, Ascomycota, Eurotiomycetes, Eurotiales, Aspergillaceae.